UAAAUUAAAUAGCUUUUCACCUCACUCUUGUCCCACUCUCUGUUUUCCUCUUCUUUUCUCUCCUGGAGAUUCUGUUUUCUGUUUCAUUAUUCUCUUCUUUCCACUAUAUAGACUUUACUUCUUGCCCUUUGUUCAAAGAUAGCAUCUUUUUUUCUGUUCUUCUCUAAUCUCUUCAUUUUUCUCACUCUUUUCCAUUUUUAUUUAGUGGGGUUUAAUGGAAACUAACAAAGUUGUGCUUUUCUUGAUGUUUUUAGCAGUUUCUGCAGUUUUUGCUGAUGAAGAUGUCUUCAUUGGAGUAAACAUUGGAACGGAGCUCUCAGACAUGCCACAUCCAACUCAAGUAGUUGCACUUCUUAAAGCCCAGCAAAUUCGACAUGUUCGUCUCUUCAAUGCAGAUCGUGGCAUGCUUCUUGCGCUUGCAAAUACAGGCAUCAAAGUCGCUGUUUCUGUGCCCAAUGAACAGCUCCUUGGUGUUGGUCAAUCGAAUACCACUGCUGCUAAUUGGGUUAACCAAAAUGUUGUCUCACAUUAUCCAGCUACCAACAUCACAACCAUAUGUGUUGGUUCUGAGGUUCUAUCAGCUCUUCCAAAUGCUGCACCAAUCCUCGUCAACGCCCUUAAGUUCAUUCAUUCAGCCCUUUUGGCAUCAAACCUGGACAGGCAAAUAAAAGUUUCAACACCUCUAGCUUCUCCCAUCAUCCUCGACUCGUUCCCCCCAUCUCAAGCCUUCUUCAAUCACACUGUGAAACCAGUAUUAAUACCACUGCUCAAAUUCCUUCAAUCCACUAAUUCUUAUUUCAUGCUAAACGUCUAUCCUUAUUACGACUACAUGAAAUCCAACGGUGUUAUUCCGCUAGAUUAUGCUCUCUUCAAGCCUCUAGCUGCAAAUAAAGAAGCUGUGGACUCCAACACACUUUUGCAUUAUACAAACGUCUUUGAUGCAAUGAUCGAUGCUGCUUACUUUGCAAUGCUUGACGUCAAUUUCACCAAUAUUCCUGUUAUGGUGACUGAAUCAGGCUGGCCAUCAAUGGGCGAAUCGAACGAACCUGAUGCUACUGUAGACAAUGCUAACACGUACAACAGCAAUCUGAUAAAACAUGUGCUAAACAAAACUGGAACUCCUAAGCAACCUGGUAUUGCUGUUAGUACUUACAUCUAUGAGCUAUACAAUGAAGAUGCUAAGGCAGGGCCUUUAUCAGAGAAGAAUUGGGGAUUAUUUAAUAACAACGGCACACCAGUUUAUAUUCUACGGUUGACUGAAUCAGGAUCUCUUUUUGCAAACAAUACUUCUAACCAGACUUACUGCGCUGCAAAAGAAGGGGCGGAUACUAAAAUGCUACAGGCUGCUUUGGAUUGGGCUUGCGGAACUGGUAAGGUAGAUUGUGCACCAUUGAUGCAGGGGGAACCGUGUUAUGAGCCAGAUAAUGUGGCUGCACAUGCUACCUAUGCUUUUGAUGCUUACUAUCACAUGAUGGGGAAGGCUCCCGGGACUUGCGACUUCAACGGGGUAGCUACAAUCACCACAACUAAUCCAAGUCAUGGUUCAUGUGUAUUUUUAAGCAAUAUUGGCAGAAAUGGAACUUUCCUAAAUGGCACAGCUCCAGCUAUGGAUUCCACGAGUUCAUCAGCCUAUCCUGCCCGGUAUUUAAACAAUAAUGCUUUUUCAAUGACACUGAUAAUGAUUCUGGGAAUUCUAGGAUUGAGCGUGGUUCUUUUGUAGUACAUCAAAUCUUCUUCAUCAUUUACCUGCGAUGGAUGGUGCCCAUUGCACAAGAUGCAACCUUGCACAUUUUUCUUUUUCAAGAAACGAUACUAAGUUAUCGUGGAUUCCCUUUUACCUUUUCGGAAAAAAGUAAGUGAGGUUACUGAUCUUCAGAAGCCACAUAAUUUUGUACAAAUCCAUGGGAGAGAACCUGUUUCUUUUGGCAGUGUAGGGUGAAAAAUUGAACCAAUUUAGAAAUUCUUUAUAUAUCUGUUCUAUUUGUUUCCUUAUAUGAUCAUUAGAAUACCAAUUUCUUAUGUGAUUUUCUAUGAUGCCUA
This is a messenger RNA of Solanum dulcamara, 2040 nucleotides long. Its product is annotated as glucan endo-1,3-beta-glucosidase 2. The record is from RefSeq and is a predicted model, not a curated record. Gene Ontology annotation, cellular component: plasma membrane. The transcript has 4 exons. Gene Ontology annotation, biological process: carbohydrate metabolic process. The coding region runs from base 215 to 1720 and encodes 501 amino acids. Lineage: Eukaryota; Viridiplantae; Streptophyta; Magnoliopsida; Solanales; Solanaceae. Gene Ontology annotation, molecular function: hydrolase activity, hydrolyzing O-glycosyl compounds.